UUCUGGGAAAUGUAGUUCUAUCCAAAUUCACCACAACUCAUAAGGAGCGUAUUGAGACUACGUUUCCCGGAAUGCAGCGGGACGGGAGAGGGAAGGCAAGGGGGAAGGGACAGUCGGUCGCAGACCGCGCUGGGUUGCCGCCGCCGCUGCCGCCAUCGUGCCAGCCCCACGGGUCUCAGUGAGGUGGGUGACUCUCCAGGAUGGGAGACAAGCCAAUUUGGGAGCAGAUUGGAUCCAGCUUUAUUCAGCAUUACUAUCAGUUAUUUGAUAACGACAGAACCCAACUAGGCGCAAUUUACAUUGAUGCAUCAUGCCUUACGUGGGAAGGACAGCAGUUCCAGGGAAAAGCUGCCAUUGUGGAGAAGCUGUCUAGCCUUCCGUUCCAGAAAAUUCAGCAUAGUAUCACGGCGCAGGACCAUCAGCCUACACCAGAUAGCUGCAUCAUAAGCAUGGUUGUAGGCCAGCUCAAGGCUGACGAAGAUCCCAUCAUGGGUUUCCACCAGAUGUUUCUAUUAAAGAACAUCAACGAUGCUUGGGUUUGCACCAAUGACAUGUUCAGGCUUGCCCUGCACAACUUCGGCUGACCUCCUCCUGGCCAGAUAGUCACGCUGUUUCCUCCUCCCUCUUCCCAAUCCUAUCUCACUCCUCCAGAUGCUCCAAAUAUCAUACACAAACGAGCAGGGCCGAGGUGGGAGUGGGUGCAGUGCGCUUCUGUCACCACGGUGUUGUGCAUGAUGUUUGGAUGCUAGACUAGUUGCAUCUGACAGGAAAAGUUUGUGUUGUACCAGCGCAUGCCUUGGAAAGACUUAAGUAAUGCAAAAGAUUGUCGGUUUUUGGUUUUGUUUUAUUUUAUUUUAUUUUUUUUUAAUCUACUGACAAGUUGCUCUAGUAACCCAAAGAAGUGAAGGAGAAAGCAGCUGCCUCACCAACCGCCCAGAUACUGAUUUGUUCAGAUGUUUCAAUGCCUCAUGAUACAAUAAAACCACAAAAAUUUUCUUAACAGUUCAAA
Messenger RNA from Grammomys surdaster, 1009 nucleotides. RefSeq names its product nuclear transport factor 2 (gene Nutf2). The record is from RefSeq and is a predicted model, not a curated record. The transcript is spliced from 5 exons. Gene Ontology annotation, cellular component: nuclear pore central transport channel. Gene Ontology annotation, biological process: protein import into nucleus. The coding region runs from base 201 to 584 and encodes 127 amino acids. NCBI's taxonomy places the organism in Eukaryota, Metazoa, Chordata, Mammalia, Rodentia, Muridae.